Molecule: messenger RNA, 4404 nt
Organism: Talpa occidentalis (Iberian mole)
Lineage: Eukaryota; Metazoa; Chordata; Mammalia; Eulipotyphla; Talpidae
Product: zinc finger protein OZF-like
Exons: 3
Coding region: 939-2237 (432 amino acids)
Source: RefSeq, a predicted model, not a curated record
UCCAAAUAUAUAAGGUAAGCUAUAGUUCUACUUGUAGGACCAAAGGGGUGAAUGUAGAGGCGAGGCUCUUUCAACUGCGAAUUCUAUACAGGACCGAAGACCCACAAAAUAAGAUGUGUUUGCACUUGCUCUGUCUGACCCAGGCUGCCGGCCCUGAGAUGAGAAAUGUUCCCUCAGAAGGGACGGUGUCAUUUGAAGAUGUGGCUGUGAACUUCACGUGGCAGGAGUGGCAGUACCUGAGUGAAGCUCAGAGGACCCUGUACCGGGAUGUGAUGCUGAGACCUGCAAUCACCUGGUGUCCCUAGGGCACUGUGUUACCGAUCCUGAGGAGAGCAUCAGUUCGGAGCAGGGAUUACAGCCAUGGACUGUGGACAAUCCCCCAAACCAGGACCUCUCAGAUGUCCAUACUGUGGAUCACCUGACUCAGGACAGCCCUGCAAAUCAGGGCAGACAUGUGUGGCAAGUUCUUACCACCAGCAGCAAAAUUCCAUCCAACGAGAGAACUGACUUAAUGGAAAAAAGCAAUUUGCACUCAAGUCAUUGUUUGAACCAUAGUAUCAAAAAUGAAAACAAUUCAGCAAUGAUGCCUGAGAACUUUACUCUACAUAGGACCAUGAUGAUCUCUGGUGAGCCUCAUGAAGGGCAUGCUGGAGAGAACGAGGAGGUCUUUAGUAGAAUGAGGGAACCCAUCAAGUAUCCUGAGCACCUUAGUCACCAGGUGAUUCAGAACUUUCAACAGCCUUUUGAAUUUCGUGAACAAGGAAAAAGUCGUGAGUGAAGAAACAGUAUUUACAUUUAGAGGAGCCCUUCUGGAAGGGAUUGUCCAUAAAUGCAAUGAGUGCAGGGACACCCGUGAUGAGGUACCUUUCGUUGUCCGAGACAGAACCCAAGGAGGACAGACUCGCUGCAGUUGUAAUGAAAAGGGGAGAGCUGCGGAGAUGACUCCAGUGCAUUUGAAUCCUCCUAGGUAUGUUGAACAUGAGCAGCAGAAAUGUUGUGAAAGUGGGGCCAGUCUCAGAAACACAUUUCACCCCUAUCUGCGUGAGAGUAUCCAGUUAGGAAAGAAUAAUUUGGGAUAUAAGAGAUAUGGUGAAGUGGCCUCUAAAACCUCUGUUCUGACUGAACAUCAGAAAACACAAGCAGACGAUCAACCUGAUGAGUGUGGGGGCACCGCUGAGAUUUCCUUACAGAGGGGAUACCAGAGAAAUCUCACUGCAGUGAAGUUGUUUGGCUCUAAUGAUUACGUGAAAACUUACUCAUGGAAGACUGCCCUCACUUUACAUCCACAGUCUCAAACGGGAGUGAAGCGCUACCCGUGUCAGGUGUGUAAGAAAACUUUCAGGCGGAAACCUGCUUUUAGUGUCCAUCAGAGAACUCAUACAAAGGAGAAAUCCUAUGAAUGUCAGGUGUGCAGGAAAGUGUUCUCCCGUAAGUCACUUCUUGUUCUACAUGAGAGGACUCACACUGGAGAGAAAUGCUAUGAAUGUGAAGGGUAUGGGAAAGCUUUUUCCAGUAAGUGUUACCUCAGUAAGCAUCAGAGAAUUCACACUGGAGAGAAGCCUUAUGAAUAUCAAGAGUGUAGUAAGACUUUUCAGUGGAAAUCAUCCCUCAGUAAACAUCAGAGAAGUCACACUGGAGAGAAACCCUAUUAUUGUGAUGAGUGUGGGAAAGCUUUUUCUAGUAAGUCAUCCCUCAGUCUCCAUCAGAGAAGUCACACUGGAGAGAAGUCUUAUGAAUGUCAAAAGUGUAGGAAGACUUUCCUCUGGAAAUCAUCCCUCAGUCACCAUCAGAGAAUUCACACUGGAGAGAAGCUUUACGAAUGUCAAGCGUGUAGGAAGACUUUCCUCUGGAAAUCAUCCCUCAGUAAACAUCAGAGAAUUCACACUGGAGAGAAACCCUGUGAUUGUGAAGGGUGUGGGAAAGCUUUUUCCUGUAAGUCAAACCUCAUUAGACAUCAGAGAAGUCACACUGGAGAGAAACCCUUUGAUUGUGAAGGGUGUGGGAAAGCUUUUUCUAGUAAGCCACACCUCAUUACACAUCAGAGAAUUCAUAGUGGAGAGAAAUCCUAUGAGUGUCAAGAAUGUGGGAAGACUUUCCGCCAGAAAUCAUCCCUCAGUAAACAUCAGAGAAGUCACAGUGGAGAGAAGUCUUAUGAGUGUCAAGAGUGUGGGAAAACUUUUUCCAGUAAGCAAGCUCUCACUGGACAUCAGAGAUGUCACUGGACAAAAUCCCUAUGAUUGUGAAGAAUGUGGGAAAACUUUUCAGGAAGUCAGCCCUCACUAGGCAUGACAAACUCCACACUGGAGUGAAAUGCUAUGAAUGUCAAGAGUGUGCAGGCAGGCCUCCCCUGGUGGUGCAGGUGGUUGAGUGCAGUGCUGUGAAGCUGUCCAUGGCCUUUGUGGUGGGAGUUUGAUUCCCUGGCCAGCCAGGAGCAACCCCAUGGUGCGGCAGACCUCUCCUGUCUCGCCCGCUGCGUGUAUUUCAGCAGUGUAUUUCGGUCAGUCUGCCUGUUCUGAUCCCCUCUCUGUCUCUGGUGCAUCCUUUCACCCUCCCACACAUCUGGCCUGUACCCUGGUUCUUAUAUGCUUGAAUAAAUAAAAAUAUUUUAAAAAAUAUUCAAACUUAGGAGUUCAAACCACAUCAUGCAGCUGAGAGCAAUGGGAACUGACAUACAGUUUCAAUCUUAAUUGCGUGGAGUUACCUGGUUCACUCUGUUCUCCCAAGUUCAUACAGUGAUGAUGUCGCUGUUCCUGUUGCUGUUGCUUCUAGUAUCCUCUUAAGUUCCUGGGCGAUGCUAUGCCUGUCCACAGCAGCUGUCUGUCUACAUGGCACACUGCAUGUUGUGUGGGUAAGUGAUCUCUCUGGGUUUUCUAACUUAGUCAUCGCAUUCUGUCCAGUACUCUAAGUCUCUGUGGUGCCCCCCAAUGCUGGAAUUGCUCACCACCAAAAUGUCCUCCUCUAGAAGGAAAUGUUGAACUGUGUGCUCUCGGCUAUAGGUUGAGGUCUGCAGGUGUCUUUACUUACCUUUCAUGAUGAAGGUUUUUCAGGGCCCCCCUGGUGGCCUCGGGGUUAAGUCUCAGCGCUAUUGCCUGCUCUGGCCUGGGUUUCAGCCCUAGCUAUGGAGCUGCCCCACAUAUGGCCACAACAGGCCUCUCCUGUGUCACCUGCUGCUCCCGUUAGCCAGGUAUUUCAGUGGUUCUGCCUGUUUGUCACCACACUCAGUAUCUGGUGAAUCCUCUCACCCCCGAGCCUCUGGUCUACACCCCAGUUCUACAGAAUAAGGGAAUUUUGUUGGAAGAUUAAUUCUGCAUACAAGACCUGGGGUGCAAGCCAGAGGUAUGUGGGGGUGAGAGGAUUCUCCACAGAGAGAGUGGGGUGCACAACAGGCGGAUCUACUGAAAUCCACUGCUGAGGGGGCAGUGGAGACACAGGAGAGGUCUACUGUGUCUGUGGGUCACCUCCCUGGCCAUGGAUCAAACUCGUGUCUGCAGUACUGAGCUUCAUAGUGCUGAGACUUCACCCCUGCACCAACAGAGACCCCUGAAAUUUUUUUAAAGGAAAGGAUUCUUGCCUGUUAAAAAUUUUUUAUUAAAUUAUUGUUCAUAUUUGUGCAAUAUUGGAUUGCUCCCCUUCUGUAUAAUUCUUGCAAAUGUCCUGUCCGCACCGCCCCUGUGACCCAUCACCCCAGGCCCUGGUGCUCCUCCUCCCCUCCUGGCCCCUCUUCUGCCCCAUCUCCUGCUGGCGUCUCAGCUCUGUCAUCUGCCUGCUAGUUUUGUCUUUUUCCCCUGACCCUUUCUUCGUCCCCCUGUAUUCCUCCUGGAGGUGAUGAUGUAAUCCAGGUCUUUUUCCUUCACUCUUUGUUCAGAAUAUAAUCCCUUCUGCCAUUGCUGGCCGUGCCCUGAAUGUGGUCUUUGUCUGAGUCAGUUCAUACCUUGGGGUGAGUGGUCGGUGUGGAAUGUGGUGGCCGAGGAAGUCCUUGAUGUAACUCUCGCUACCACUCCCCACUCAGGGGCCCCGGGCACCUUCUGGUGUGUUUCUUUGGCUCUGUGGUGAUGUAGCCAGGCUAGAAAACAAAGUAUAGUUUGACUUUUAACCCUUUGCACUCCGAACCAUUCUGGACAUUGGCUACCGGCUACUCGACGCUACUUUGCUGCGGAAAUGUGCAUUUACAGACCCUCAUAUUAUUUAGUAUAAUUUUGGAACCAAGUAACGUAUUAUAAUGAUAUUGGACAUAUAUGAAUUGGGUGACAUCGAGGAAUGUAUAUUUGCAAAAAAAAACAAAUAUUUUAUUGUUUAUAAUUUUGUACAGUGUGAUAAGUUUUGUAACACUCCCCAAUAUGCAUUGCAGGCUGAUUAGUGGAGCUUAUCUUUACUACUACUUGUGUCAUGAGACUCAUUCGUGGU